AUGGCAUCUAACAUCACACAAGAGCGCUACGAGCAACUCAAGAAGGAGCGUACGUUCCACAAGUUCACAUACCGUGGACUUGAGAUCGAUCCUCUUUUGGCCCUUUCUCACGAAGAGUUCAAGGCAUUGGUGCACGCUCGCGCUCGCCGCCACAUGAACCGCCAUGCAGACAUCUCUGAGCCUAUUCUGCUUAAGCGCCUGCGCGAAGCAAAGAAGAACGUGAAGGCUGGUGAGAAGCCAAAGGCUGUGAAAACACACCUUCGCGACGUUGUCAUCACACCUGAAAUGGUUGGAUCAGUUGUUGGUAUCUACAAUGGUCGUCAGUUCAAUGCGGUGGAGAUUAAGGGUGAGAUGAUUGGUCACUUUCUUGGUGAGUUCUCCAUGACAUACAAACCUGUUAUGCACGGCCGUCCUGGUGUUGGUGCGACGCACUCUUCCCGCUUUAUUCCUCUGAAGUAA
Trypanosoma theileri is the source of this 459-nucleotide messenger RNA. RefSeq names its product 40S ribosomal protein S15. The record is from RefSeq and is a predicted model, not a curated record. The transcript has a single exon. NCBI's taxonomy places the organism in Eukaryota, Euglenozoa, Kinetoplastea, Trypanosomatida, Trypanosomatidae. Bases 1 to 459 code for a protein of 152 amino acids. Gene Ontology annotation, cellular component: cytosolic small ribosomal subunit; ribosome. Gene Ontology annotation, biological process: ribosomal small subunit assembly; translation. Gene Ontology annotation, molecular function: RNA binding; structural constituent of ribosome.